AUGGCCAUCCUCAAGGCCAUUACGGCUGGUCUGCUUCCACUCGUCGGAGCUGUACCAGCUUCGCCCUUGGCUUCGAGAGCAGAGGCUGACGUCGUGGAAGUUAUACUCCCAUCCGGUACCAUCAUCGGGUCGGUGGGAGAGACAGUCGACACCUUCAAUGGAAUCCCUUAUGCCGAUGCGCCCGUCGGCGAUUUGCGCUUCAGACCUCCUGUCAAGCUCUCAAGAGACCUCGGAAAUUUCAAUGCCACUAAAAAGCCCCUGUCAUGCCCCCAGGGACCUCUUGUCACUCUAAAAGGCGUAUCUAGUGUUGCGGACAUAGCUGGAGCAGCCACCAUCUUCAACAGCACCACUGGCGACGAUGAAGCUCCUGCGUCCUCGGAGGAUUGUUUGACAAUCAAUGUUCAGCGCCCCAAUGGUGUCCAGGCUGGUGAUGGCCUUCCCGUGCUAUUCUGGAUCUAUGGUGGCGGCUUUUUGGGUGGAAGCACGGCAGGCUUUGACGGCACCAAGCUGAUUGAUACCGGUGUGUCUCUCAACCAGCCUUUCAUCUUCGUGGCCGUCAAUUAUCGUGUCGCUGCCUGGGGCUUCAUGCCAGGCAGGGAGAUUCUGGAAGAGGGAAGCGGCAAUGCGGGGCUUCUCGAUCAACGCAUGGGCCUUGAAUGGGUUGCUGACAACAUUGAGGCGUUUGGAGGCGAUCCGGACAAGGUCACCAUCUGGGGCGAGUCUGCUGGCGCCAUCUCGGUGUUUGAUCAGCUCGUCCUCUUUAAUGGCGACGCUACCUAUAAUGGAAAGCCGCUCUUCCGUGGUGCCAUUAUGAACUCUGGUUCUGCGACUCCCACUGAUCCUUUGGACAGUGACAAGGGCCAGGCCAUUUACGAUGCCAUUGUAGAGGAGGCCGGCUGCGAGGGUGACGAUUCCUUGACUUGCCUUCGUGAGUUGGACAACGACCAAUUCACCGUCGCGGCCAAUUCUGUGCCAGGCAUCUUCUCAUACAGCUCUCUUGCUCUUUCAUUCCUUCCAAGACCGGAUGGUAGAGUCUUGACGGACAGUCCGGAUGUCCUUCAGAGGACUGAAAGAUUCCACAGAGUGCCCAUGAUUAUCGGAACCCAGGAAGAUGAGGGAACGCUCUUUGCCCUCACACAAAAAAACAUGAGCACGACGGAACAGAUUGUCGACUAUCUGGCUGAAUUUUACUUUCACGAUGCCGACACCGAUCAAAUCACCGGGCUCGUCGACACCUACAGCUCCGACCCUCGAGACGGAAGCCCGUAUGGCGUUGGAGGUAUCUGGGACAUCUACCCCGGCCAGGGCAGACUCGCGUCCAUGCUUGGUGACAUUGUCUUUAACUUGAUCCGGCGAAUCUCGCUUCAGACUUUUGCUGAUAUUGCUUUCGAAGUGCCUACAUGGUCAUAUUUCUCGUCUUACAAGUACCAUCCAAUCCUCGGCGUCUUUGGCACCUAUCACGGGUCUGACAUUGGCGUCUUGUUUUCGGAUGACAAUGACAAGUAUCCUACAAUCACGGGCCGCACAUACUACAUCAACUUUUUGUAUAAUUUGGAUCCUAAUGAAGGUGCAUCCGUGGACGUGUUUUGGCCGGAGUGGAAAGACGAGAAUAAGCUGUUGAAUUUCAAGGCGACGGAAAACGUUUUGAAGGACGACGAUUAUCGGAAUGCCAGCUCCACGUAUUUGAUUGACCAUAUCGACUAUCUUCGAUUUUAA
Messenger RNA from Trichoderma virens Gv29-8, 1716 nucleotides. RefSeq lists its product as uncharacterized. NCBI's taxonomy places the organism in Eukaryota, Fungi, Ascomycota, Sordariomycetes, Hypocreales, Hypocreaceae. The record is from RefSeq and is a predicted model, not a curated record. The transcript is spliced from 2 exons. The coding region runs from base 1 to 1716 and encodes 571 amino acids.